CAAAGACAGAAAGCCAACCUACCUUGCCUCUGAUGGAAGCCAAUAUCAUGAGAUCGUUGAUGGGUUGUACCUCCUUCACGCCGUCGGUUCUCAUCCAAAAAGGAGCCAUCAUCCCCCGCCGAUGCAUCCGCCAUCUCUGCUUAAGGACAGCUGUGUCCGCCCAUGGCUCCUCUUCUGAUGCAGCUAUGGUAAUUGAUAAACAGAAGGUUGCAGUAGACAUCUUACAUGAGAUCAGAACGGAAGUCUCAAGAAUGAAGGAAUCAAUUGGCAUGGUUCCUGGAUUAGCAGUACUCCAUGUUGGGGACACAAAACUCUCCACACCUUACUGGGCAGCUUGUGGAUUUGUUGGCAUCAGAUCAUUUGAAGUUCAUCUAGCCGAAGAUACGACAGAAGAGAAGACGUUGGAAUGUGUCUCAAGCUUCAACGAUGAUCCUUGUGUCCAUGGCAUCCUUGUUGAGUUGCCUCUACCAACGCAUAUGGAUGAGCACAAGAUAUUAAAUGCGGUUAGUAUAGAGAAAGACAUCAAGGGAUUUCAUCCAUUAAAUAUUGGACUGCUUGCUAUGCGCGGAAGAGAACCCUUUUUCCUUCCACAGACUCCAAAAGCAUGCAUCGAGCUGUUACACCGGAACAACAUUGAGAUCAAAGGAAAGAGAGCUGUUGUUAUCGGCAGGAGUAACACUUUUGGUAUGCCAGCUGCUCUAUUACUGCAGAGAGAAGAUGCAACUGUUACCAUUAUCCAUUCAAAAACCAAGAACCCUCAAGACAUUACAAGACAAGCUGACAUCAUAAUCUCUGCCGUUGGUAAACCAAACAUGGUCAGAGGAAGCUGGAUAAAACCGGGAGCAGUCAUCGUCGAUGUUGGGAUUAGUUUUGUUCGAGACCGAAAUGCUCCUGGUGGCUUUCGAUGGGUCGGAGACAUUUGCUAUGAGGAGGCUUGCGAAGUUGCAUCAGCUUUCAUAACUGAUGUUGGUGGCGACGGACUACUGGAAUCAGACAUGCUUCUAUCGAACACUUUGACAUCAGCCAAGAGAAUUCACAACUUCCUGUGACCUUAAAAUUCAUGCAUAAUUUCUUUUCAGUUUUGUUAAAUCUAGGGUUUUCUUCUGGUCGUCCGACAUUGCAGAUUAUCUUAUGUUCUAGUGUGUUUUUGUUGAAGUUAUCUCAUAACUUACUGUGGCCUUAAAUUCAUGCAUUAUUGCUUUUCAGUUUUGUGGUUUCCAGA
Brassica oleracea var. oleracea is the source of this 1222-nucleotide messenger RNA. RefSeq names its product bifunctional protein FolD 4, chloroplastic-like. Lineage: Eukaryota; Viridiplantae; Streptophyta; Magnoliopsida; Brassicales; Brassicaceae. Gene Ontology annotation, cellular component: cytosol. Bases 33 to 1049 code for a protein of 338 amino acids. Gene Ontology annotation, biological process: tetrahydrofolate interconversion. The record is from RefSeq and is a predicted model, not a curated record. Gene Ontology annotation, molecular function: methenyltetrahydrofolate cyclohydrolase activity; methylenetetrahydrofolate dehydrogenase (NADP+) activity. The transcript has 6 exons.